CAGGAUGGUCUCGAGACGAAGGCGACCAACAGCUCCGAGCGCUCGAGCUCCGCGUGAAGCGCGUCAACCACGCAAACCUGAACGCGAGCGCAGUGUUUCUCGCGCGUGCCGUCGCUUCGAGGCGCUGAGAAGAUUCUAGGAGAACGCAGGCGAUCAGAACACGGGGGGUGCUCGGGGGUCCACACCGACGAGCCGCUGAGAGCGCGCCGUGCGCUGCGCGCGCGGGGAGGCUAUGGGCAAAAACUGCUGCCGCGGCCGUCUGGAGCUUCAUUCCGCGAGGAGGCAGUGAAGGAGGGAAGAGGAGGUGUUCGUGAAAUGCGCUGCUCGUCACCGCUCAGCUGGCCACCACGCACAGAAACCUGACGCCGCUCGCGCUCAUGCUGCGCCAAGUGCUGCUCAACUCCACGGCGGCGGCGCGCGGCUUGGACGCGAUGAGCCACACGCACGCGCCGCCGCCGCUCGACGUCUCCCUGCACGCGCCCGUGAGCGUGUCUGCGCUGCUGAAGCCCUCGGGGCGCGGCGGCGGCGGCGGAGGCGGAGGAGGAGCAGGAGGAGGAGGCGCGGGCGGCCUGCGCGAGGGCGAGCUCAGCAAACCGGACCUGGCCACGUACGUGGUGAUGUGCCUCGUGCUCUUCCUGCUCGUGCUCCUCAUCGUGCUCUUCAUCAACUGCCAGCUCCGCAACUCCUUCUUUGCUUCCAUGCCUUACGACCGCUCCCUGCGCGAGGCCCGCAGCUCCUACAAGUAAGGCGGCGGAGGGGCGGAUGACGGGCUGUGAACGGAGCGGGACGCGCGAUGGCGAGCGCGUUGUAAACGGCCACUGGGCGGCGCGAGGUCAAGGGUUCAGACUGACGCUCUUCUUCAGCCGUUUGUUUAUCCUAGAAGUGAACGGACGCUUGUUAGGACUGCACUAUAACGCCAGGCUAUGUGUGUCCAUGAACUGUUCUCCUGUGUGGUCUGCGCGGUGUAACACACAGUGUUCCCCUGUAUGGUGUAAACCCCUCAUUAAACCUUACCUGUACUAUA
This is a messenger RNA of Pygocentrus nattereri (red-bellied piranha), 1024 nucleotides long. RefSeq names its product small integral membrane protein 32-like. Bases 378 to 746 code for a protein of 122 amino acids. The transcript has 2 exons. Lineage: Eukaryota; Metazoa; Chordata; Actinopteri; Characiformes; Serrasalmidae. The record is from RefSeq and is a predicted model, not a curated record.